This is a messenger RNA of Penicilliopsis zonata CBS 506.65, 879 nucleotides long. RefSeq lists its product as hypothetical. Bases 165 to 683 code for a protein of 172 amino acids. The record is from RefSeq and is a predicted model, not a curated record. The transcript is spliced from 3 exons. Lineage: Eukaryota; Fungi; Ascomycota; Eurotiomycetes; Eurotiales; Aspergillaceae.
CUAACGAUUUAUAUAAUGAGAGUAACUACAGCCUGUUUGCUUCAUCCUCUCCCGUGGAUUACCAACUACGCGGCUCAAAGGUCAUUUUCACAUCCUCCGGUCUUACCAGCAGUCUUGAUUCUGGGGCCUCCUCUCGACGGCUUCUUCUCGGUACUACCGUCUGGAUGCCAAUCCCUUCCUUCCACAAGCCAGAGUCAGUCUGGAACAGGACUAACCUCCGCUCAAGCUGCCAGAAAAUACGUUUGACCAGGGUAAAGCGAGGGGCCCUGGUAACAGGCCACAGCACACACCACCAUCUCCCUUACUUGUUCUCAUCCCAAUCCCGGUUCUAUCACAGCAAAUCAAGCAAUAAUGCCUCAGAUCAAGAGAUAGACCCAGAUGGCGCCACAUCGACGGUCUCCUAUUCAUCAGCUGCGUCUUGGCUUUCUCCUCCCAGAGCCGACGUAUCAGAAUGCAACAAGGCCUGCUCUGUGGACUUUCGGGUGCAUCUACCCCGCAAAAGUUCACUAAUACUGUCAUGCUUGAACGAUCCUUGCCUUCUCCGCAUUUCUCCGCAUUCGUGCCACAGAACGUGGGAUGAUUACAGAUCCUGGAGCACAGCAUGGGUUAGAAACCAUAGACGACAUGAAACGAUCACUGCGCGCGGAUGGUCUUCUAGAGAAUGGUUAAAUAUCAAAUUAUGAGCCAUGUCUUGCCUCUGUGCAGACCUCCUCUAUCUCAAUUAUCAAACCUGACCUUCUCCUACCGCCAUGAGGAACCAUAUGGAACUUGGGUGGUUUUAUUCUCCCAGCCAGAUUUCCCAUUACUUUACGACCCGUAUCUCCAGCUUGAAACCUCCAAAGACGAAGCUCAAGAAUCCUUAUAAAACCUUGAAGCAGC